This is a messenger RNA of Galeopterus variegatus (Sunda flying lemur), 747 nucleotides long. RefSeq names its product C-X-C chemokine receptor type 2-like. NCBI's taxonomy places the organism in Eukaryota, Metazoa, Chordata, Mammalia, Dermoptera, Cynocephalidae. Gene Ontology annotation, biological process: immune response; neutrophil chemotaxis; G protein-coupled receptor signaling pathway. Bases 1 to 747 code for a protein of 248 amino acids. Gene Ontology annotation, cellular component: membrane. The record is from RefSeq and is a predicted model, not a curated record. The transcript has 2 exons. Gene Ontology annotation, molecular function: interleukin-8 binding; C-X-C chemokine receptor activity.
AUGGAACCCUUUAACUGGGAAAAUUUCAGUUUAGAAGAUCUCUUCGAUGGAGAUUUCGGUAAUUACACUUACAGCUCUGACCUGCCCUCUGUUGCAGAGGAUUAUGCCCCAUGCCACCCAGAAUCCCUGGAAAUCAACAAAUACAUUGUGGUCGUCAUCUACGCUGUGGUGUUCCUGCUGAGUGUGCUGGGAAACUCCCUGGUGAUGCUGGUCGUCUUAUACAGCAGGGCCAGCUGCUCUGUCACUGAUGUCUACCUGCUGAACCUGGCCAUUGCCGACCUGCUCUUUGCCCUGACCAUGCCCAUCUGGGCUGCCUCCAAGGCAAACGGCUGGAUUUUUGGCACAGCCCUGUGCAAGGUGGUCUCGCUCCUGAAGGAAGUCAACUUCUACAGCGGUAUCCUGCUGCUGGCCUGCAUCAGCGUGGACCGCUACCUGGCCAUUGUCCAUGCCACACGCACACUGAUUCAGAAGCGCCACUUGGUCAAGUUUGUAUGUCUGGCCAUGUGGGCACUGUCCAUGCUCCUGUCCAUGCCCAUCUUUGUUUUCCGUAGGGCCAUCUACCCACCCUAUUCCAGCCCAGUGUGCUAUGAGGACAUGGGAAACAACACAGCAAAAUGGCGGAUGGUGCUGCGGAUCCUGCCCCAGACCUUCGGCUUCAUCCUGCCGCUGCUGGUCAUGCUGUUCUGCUACGGAUUCACCCUGCGCACUCUGUUUAAGCAAAAGCUGGGCAAGAUUGUGGACAUCUGA